Molecule: messenger RNA, 105 nt
Organism: Sordaria macrospora k-hell
Lineage: Eukaryota; Fungi; Ascomycota; Sordariomycetes; Sordariales; Sordariaceae
Source: RefSeq, a predicted model, not a curated record
AUGUUACGGCUUUUUCCAAGACAUGCAUACAGCCAGGCCAAAGCAGGAAGCGCCGUGCAACCACACAUAUUCCCUCAUGCUCUGAAACUUCCUGAAAAAAAGUGA